Molecule: messenger RNA, 8216 nt
Organism: Varanus komodoensis (Komodo dragon)
Lineage: Eukaryota; Metazoa; Chordata; Lepidosauria; Squamata; Varanidae
Gene: HECA
Product: hdc homolog, cell cycle regulator
Exons: 4
Coding region: 429-2024 (531 amino acids)
Source: RefSeq, a predicted model, not a curated record
UCAGCAGGGCCUGGCAGGGCGAGAGACGACGCCAACGAGGAGGAGGAGAAGGAGGAGCAGGAGGAAGCGAGCAGGGAGGGGAGCGAGGCGAGGGUGAAGAAGCCGAAUCAAAACAAGCGAGACACGCCUUUCUCCUGCCUUGCACUUCUUCCCGUGGCCAGGCGGCUGUGGGGUGUGUGUGUUUGUGUGCAUGCGACGGGCCCGUUGUGCGUGAGAGGGGGAGGGCGAGCUGGCUCCUCCGCUUGACAAUGGAGCUGCAAUAAGCCGCGCUUGGUGGCGGGGGGAACAGCAGCGGCGGCAGCAAGCAAGAGAGGCGGCAGCAGCACCAGGCGCCUUCGCCACCGUCGCCUCCUCCGCCUCUCUUCUCCUCAAGCUUCCCGCGGCUGCCGCCGCCGCGACCCGCCUCUCCUCCUCCUCCUCCCUUGGCGAUGCCGAACCAGAAGAGUAACAAGGGCAAGAAGAACAAGCGCGCUAACAGCAGCGGGGACGAGCAGGAAAAUGGAUCCCUGGCCACGGCGGGGGCGGUGGGCGCAGGCGGAGCGCUGGCCGCGACGGCUGCUGCGGGAGCUAACGGGCCGGCGGCGGCCGCAGGAGGAGGCGCGGGAGGCUCCGGGGGAGCGGCGGCCGCGGCGGGGGGCUCCGCUCCGGGAGACUCCAAGAACGAAGCACCUUGCGCUACACCAUUGAUAUGUAGCUUUGGACGGCCCGUUGACCUAGAAAAAGACGACUACCAGAAAGUUGUAUGCAACAAUGAACAUUGUCCCUACAGCACUUGGAUGCACCUUCAAUGUUUUUAUGAAUGGGAGAGCAGUAUUUUGGCUCAGUUUAACUGCAUUGGGAGAGCAAGAAGCUGGAAUGAGAAGCAGUGCCGGCAAAACAUGUGGACCAAGAAGGGAUAUGAUCUCGCCUUCCGUUUUUGUUCUUGCCGAUGUGGUCAAGGCCACUUAAAGAAAGACACGGAUUGGUAUCAAGUAAAACGAAUGCAAGAUGAAAAAAAGAAGAAGUCAGUGUCUGAAAAGAGCAGUGGAAGAUCAACAUCAGAGUCCUCUGAAGAGGUUAAGAAGUGCAGGCCAGCUAACAAACCACAGAAAGGUUUAAACCAUGAUAUCCAGCGACGGCAUUCCAUGGACAGGCAGAACUCUCAAGAGAAAGGCACAACUAGCAGUAGCUAUGUAGUCCGUUCACCCUGUGGGUCCCCUGGACAGUCACCUCCGGCAGGCUACUCUGUUCUUGCCCCCACACACUUCAGUGGGCCCCGCUCAUCACGAUACUUAGGAGAAUUUUUGAAGAAUGCCAUUCAUCUAGAACCUCACAGGAAGAACAUAGCUAAUAGUGGCAUGUUCAGGAAUACUCACUUUGAUUAUGGGACAUCUGGGUUACAAGCACAUAGGUCAGGACAUUUUGAUGCUCCUGUACAAUUUUUGAGGAGGGGGGAUAUAUCUGAUCUCCUUGCGCACAUCCCCCGGCAUAAAUUGAACACUUUCCAUGUUCGGAUGGAAGAUGAUGCCCAAGUAGGUCAAGGAGAAGACCUGCGGAAAUUCAUUCUUGCAGCGCUCAGUGCCAGUCACCGAAAUGUUGUCAACUGUGCAUUAUGCCACAGAGCACUGCCAGUAUUUGAACAGUUUCCAUUGGUGGAUGGAACCCUGUUUCUUAGCCCAUCAAGACAUGAUGAAAUUGAGUAUGAUGUCCCCUGUCACCUUCAAGGAAGGCUUAUGCACCUCUAUGCUGUUUGUGUAGACUGUUUAGAAGGGGUUCACAAAAUUAUCUGCAUAAAGUGCAAGUCUCGGUGGGAUGGAAGCUGGCAUCAACUGGGAACUAUGUACACUUACGAUAUUCUAGCAGCUUCUCCUUGUUGUCAGGCUCGACUGAACUGUAAACACUGUGGGAAACCUGUUAUAGAUGUACGUAUUGGGAUGCAGUAUUUCUCAGAAUACAGCAACGUUCAGCAGUGUCCACACUGUGGAAACUUGGACUAUCAUUUUGUGAAACCCUUUUCUUCGUUUAAAGUUCUGGAGGCUUAUUGACAAAAGCUUUGCCAUAGUAAUAGCUAUUUUAUGAGUAUUGUUCCUUUUAUUUUACAUAUCUUUUAUAAGAUCUGUUCUGUGAGGGGAAGGGGGACCUAUUUUUUUUCCUAACUGAAAGAAAGUGCAGCAGCUUUGUGUGAUUGUGUAUGUGUGUUCCUGUGUAGAUAAUGUGUCUUUAAGACCACAUGAUUUCAGUGAAGGUUGGUAAUGGGGCAGCAGACUGUCUUUCCCACUCCACAUUCGCUCAAGCAGAGAAAGAAAAUUCAGUUCAGACUCUUGUUUUAACCAGGGCAUAAUCAUGUCAAGACACAGAGAAGUUAUGGAAAACCAGUAUCUGGUUCUUCGUUUGUUUGGUUGAUUUUGAGAGGAGGGGAAAUCUUUGCUUGAAGUGGUGGAAAGGGAAAUCGUGUGACGGCCUAUCCAGAUGGAUGGCAUAUAUCUUUAGGACAUGAUAAAUUGGCUCUAGAUGCAGGAGCACUAAGUGGUUUUUUCUGCCCUUGCUCCAUUUGCUCAAGUAUAGUUCAAGGCCUAGUAUAACAUGGGAGGAAGAGCGGGAGGAAUACUGCAGGAUCUGAAGUAGCAUAAUCUUCCGUUGAUGAAUCCACAAACCUCACAUUUAUGCUCAGAUCCUCUCUGUGCAUUUGCUAUGUCUGAAUGAGGUAGGUGAUCAUACUAGAUGGCUGUGAAACCAACAGUUCUCUGAGAUUGUUCCUGUGUGUGCCUCUUUCAGAAGAUAAAACUCCUCAUGUUUUUGUUCCCUGAUGGAUUUGUCAUUGUCAUUCCUGGGAGCAAGAUCAGAUCUUGAUAGUAUAAGUUGUGCUUGUUUUCCUCUGAAGAGGAAAUCUAAAUGUUGACAGAUGAAUGUAAUGCGAUGUCAGAAAAUGCACUGUUAAAAAAAAAAAAACCUUAUUUUUGCAUAGUGUCUUCCUGGAGUAUAUAUUUGAUAAUCAUAGUUGCUCUCACUGACAGAUCAUACUGUUUCCACUAACAUUAUAAUUCUAGCAGUCAGGGAAGUUGCUUCUACCAAAACAAGCUUGAGAUCUUAAUAAGUUGUGUUAUUUCAGCUUAUUUGCAGGCAUUUAGGCUUUCUUGUGGUGUGGAGAAAGAUGAUUAUGCUCACUGAAAAUCUGUGAUGAUGAAUAGGGUAUCAGCAUCAGAACUAUUCUUGUGCCGUUAUUUUCAUUUUGGUUUGAUUCUUCUCUCUCCUUGCACUGUGGUGGUAAAGGAGGUAUAAAGUAAAGGGAUUCCAUAGUUUCAUGUGAUUUACCAGGCUGCCAUUGUGUGAAUAAGUUGGGAGAUUGCACCUUUACUGUAGAUGGAGAGAGCUACACUAAAACAAAGUGCUACAUUUUAAAGAACAUAACCUUUAACUAUAGCCGUUAUCAUAGACACAACCCAGAAUGUACUAGCAAUUCACAUUUUGGUCACAUAUCCUGUGAAAAAAAUUUCUGGGGCAGGCAUACCUUGCAAUGGUAUGCAUGUAUGUAGGGUCAUGUAUAAACAGGCAUGGUGGAAUCAGCUAGCCUGCCUUUUCAUGGCAGAAGGAAGGUUCCAAAGUACUGGUUAGCUUUAUGGAAGGGACUGGCACUAACUCUUUCAACAGUGUCCCACUGUUGCAGUAGCACUUUGUGAGUGCUGCUGUUAGAAAAAGGCAAGCCUGAAGCCCCCUUGGGGUCUUGAAAAUUGUUCCAUGUUUUUGGAAUCUGCCCUUGAACCUAGGUGUAUGAAGGUAGAUUAUAACUUAUUUUAAAACAUCUUUUUAAAAAUGGCACUUUGAUGUAACAUGUAAAACAUUGAUUUUUGCAAUCAGUGAGAUUUAUUAACAAAAAUGCACAAGGAUUUGUAUUUUGAUCAGUGUCAUUGUUCGCUUAUCAGUGUUUUUGUGCAAGGCUUUUUUCUUAAAGGAAGAAAAUGUUAAAUCUUUGGAAACUUGGUAGUCUUGAGUAUUGUUUUUAUGUACAGAUCUCUCGACAUUAGUAAUGAGUAAUUUACUUGAAAAUGGAGUACAGCUUUAUGAGACUAUAUUCAUAAAAUUAUUUCCUAAGAAGAGUGGAUAGCGUUAUUUUCUCUAAGUUAGCUGUAAGGGCCAAAUAGGACAUUAUAUUGGAGAUGUAUUAUUGGGUCUCCCCGUGUAAUGUUCUUUCCUAGCAACAGCUGCAUGUAUGUGUGGCAAUUUGUAAUGGAGAACAGCAAGUUAGUGGUGGGAUCUAGCCUUCCCCAGUGGUUUCUGGAGGUGAUACUAGCUUCAAUAGGAAAUGCAUACAGGUACAGCAAGGGUGUCUGUAGGUGUUAUGCUCCUUAGCUAAUAGCAGGUGUGGAACAUGGUUAAUUUGGAUGGGGAGAGAAUGUUAUACACCACUGCAUGCAAUGCAGCCCUAGUCAAAAUCUCUCACCCCAAGCUGCUUCUGGAAGAAAAUUAUUUGGGGUGAUCUAAUCACAGUCCUCCAAUGUACGUUCUAGAUUAACCUUAAGCCAUUGACUGCCACCCAGUAAACUGUAAUAUGCAUGUAAUCAAUGUGGCCCCUAUAUUGGCUUAUAGACUGGCUGAGUUUGCACAGCUGACAGCCCACCCUGGAAAGAAGCUGUGAUUUCAUAUGCAGCUACCAAGACAACAGCAAAGUGAAAAAUCAACAUAUUUGUAGCCUCGCUUUGUCCGUCUCCAUGGAUGUUGCUUCUUGCACUUUGACAGGAGACAUUUACCAGGACAGUGACCAGGCAAGUUUUUACAUUUUGGCUAGUCAAACUUCUGAAAUACUGAUCCAAAAAACAUUUUUUUUUAAAUUUGUGAAAAUGUUUGCACAGUUUUCUGGUGCCUAAAAGAUAAAUUAUUUUUAAAAAGGAGACGAAGCAGUGAUGGCCACUCCAGUGUGCUGCUUGAGCUCUUUGAGGGGGCCAUCGCUGGCUCUCACUGGGAGACAUUGUGAAAAGUCCCCAAAAGUAGGUGCAUGUGUGUGAAAGUGGUGGCUGUGACUGUGGCAAGUGGUUACCAUCGGAGUGAAGACAGGAAGCCAUGGAUGUUGUCCCAGAGUGAUGUUUGGGCAUCAACAGAGAGGCUCUUAUUUGUUGGAGAUACAGGUGAGCUCAGCAAGAGCAGCACUCUCUUGCUGAGUGGCUCAUUCACAACCUCUCUGGACCCACAAUAGAUUGGUUUUCCAGGCUUGGACAAUAUGACAAUCCAUUGUGCCCAGCAACUUCUAGAACAAACCAUGAGGAUCUUGUUGCUCCAGAGCCAGUCACUGUACAAGAAGCACUCCAGAUUCGUGUAACAUGACAUCCCAUUGUGUUAGCUACUCAUGAGGGGUUGCCAUGUCAUGUGAACUCAUUGUAUAGUUUAGCAAAAUACAGUUUCCUGAUAGGGGAACCCUCCAAUGUACUUACGACAAGAAAGAAUUGAAAAGAAGUUACACGUCCUCCAAAGAAUGCAAAAAAAUAAUAAAGCACAUGGUAUAAUGUCUGAUAAAAUAGGUCUUCUGCUUAAUUUAAAAUGUCCCAUCCCUGAAAGAGCCUUAACUGCUUGCACAGCAUACAAAGUACUAUGUAUUAUAUUUAAAAUAAUGCUACUUAGAAUUCUAACUUUCAAGGAUACUCACUUUAAAAAUGUUCUUAAUUACUCAAGACAAGUCAAGUAUAAUUAAAUAUUUACUUGCUUUCAGCUGAUUUGGAUAUUUAUGUGCAAGCAUUUUGAGAUGCUAUUUAUCUUGCAGUUGGCAUACUGCAUAUAAUUUUGCCAUUUUGCAUGGAUUUCAGAUCAUGUUGCCCUGACCUUUUUGCAUAAGAAGAAUGCUGAUAGCUCUAUAACGAUAUAUUUACUGCUUGAGGCCUGAAGUUCAUUCUGAGCUUGCAUCUUUGCUUGAGAUCUGAUUAAUCACUAUGUGUAUUAAUCAUAAAAAAGCUGAUACUGCAUCUGUGGGCAUACUUUAUGCACCUGCUGAAAUGCAUAGAUGGCAGGCAUUUCUGUUCUGCAGGUUGUACAUUCAAGGCUCUUCUCAGAAGAUCACUUUGAGGAUGGGACGGAGGGUUCGCCAGGCCACCUCUCAGCAUGGACUACCAGGGAGCACUAUUCUUGUAGCCAUCAGGCUCUCCAUACACUUUUCAUAGCUUUGGGUUGACAGGAGGCUGGACUGGGCUAUUAGGGUGUCAGUUCCUACCAGAGGGUAAUUGGGGCUUAAAUCAGAAGGGCAGGACUACAUUUGACCAUGAAAAGAGAUUCAGUCCAAAGAAGUGUUAAUGUUUGUGGUCUGGGAAGUGGUAUAGUAUAAGUUAAAUUUGCCUUUAAUAAAUAGGUAAAGUUAAGGAACUAGUCUGGAAUCCCAAGCCUGAACUCUUCUAAUGCCUUGUUUUCCUUUAUGACAAGGAUAAUUUCUUUUACAGCACUCUGUUGCACAUGUCUAGCAUCCCUCAGUAUUGAAAAAAAUGGAGCAACAACUCUCAUGUGGAGCUCAUUCUGUUUGUUGGAUCUGGCUAUAUGCACGUUGGGGCAUAUGGGAUGUAAUGGUUAUGUUUCCAUGUCAGCCAAGCUCUCUCUGCAGAAGUGUUUUUGUUUGGGUAGCCAAGUAGAAAGAGAAUUUACAGAAAUGUUGGUUGUUCUUAAAGGACAUAUGUAGGGUAAGGGACUAAACCAAGAAUUGUGCUGAGAGAUGGAAAGCAAGAGAGAGAGAUCAGUAAAAGGUAUAAUUGGGCCUUGUGUGCUACAAUGUCUUGCACAUGAGAGCAUUUCAUUAUUUUCUAGUAAAGAAAAAUCAUAAACAGUUUCUUUGCUUUAGCUGAUUUUUAAUACCACAUACAACUGUCUAAUGUAUGUUAGCAUCAAAGUGAACCUUGUUUGUCUAGAACCCAAGUUAUUUUUGAAAUAUUAAAAAUGCCUCCCAAAGGCAAUUUUCCUUGGUUGACAAAGAUCUGAAUUGUACUAGCUUUUUUUGUUGAAUUGCUUGACAUAAUGCAUUUCGGUUGGAUUGGCCAACUGGUGGGCCGCAAAUUGCUUCUGGACCUUUCCCCCUUGCCAGGCCGAGUCUGCAGGGCAUAGCGUUUCUCCUCACCUCUCCUUCAUGCAAUUCCUGCUCCUAUUUCCUGACAGGAAGAGUGCCUGCCAGGUAAGCAGUGGCUACCUUUGACCUAUGCAGUGUUACUUCCUGAACAGCUUCACACGUGGUAUGUUGUACUAGCCAGGCAAAAAUCAGUGUGCAAGAGAGAUAUAUAUUGUACUGUACCUAGAAAAUAUUUCUUCCAUUCUGAAAUCUCUGCAAUUUUGCCCAUGCUAUUGAACUUCGGGUUGUUCCACAUUUGGGAAUUUUACUUUUCUACCAGAAUUAACUUUAGUAUACAGUAGAAAAUAAGCUGUUAAAUUCUUUCAUCUCACCAGGAAAGGUUUUUUUCCCCUGGACAUGAGGAUGCUUUUAUUUACUGAGGUACCUGUAUUAAAAAGAUAUACCAACAGUUAUGACAGAAAACUGUAUUUAGGAUGCACACACAUAUCCCUCUAACAAAAUGAAAAUACUGUUUGUUAGCUACAAAUAGAAGCUGACUGCUAUUGCUGUAAAAUAUAUUCAGAUGGUAAUACACCUAAAUUCAGCCCUUUCUAAGGAAAAAGGAAAGCAAAAUGCACAGAUGGGCCUAAGCAGUGUAAUACCAGCAUAAUUUUAAAUAUCAGAGCCAUACUUCAAUCUGUGGCCACAAACAAACAUGGGCAUAUUUAGGGUGCAUAUUUAGACAAAAAUGGCCUACACAUUUCAGUACUUCCCAGUGUAGGACGUUCUCUUCCUGUCUAAACAUGCAGAGGAUCGCCUCCCUAAAACUUAAGUGCACCUAAGACUGUGUUGGAUCGUGGCCUUUGCUGAAAAUGUAACAUAUAAGUGAUUUUUUGUGAGCAAGGUUUGAGGCAACAUGUGAUUCUGUCAGUGUGUUCUUUUGAUAGGAAGACAUGUAGCAAGUUUAUCUUCAUUUCUCUCUGAUUUUUAUGUACGAGGUAUUCAAGGGCAAAGUGUUGUGAGGCCACAAUACCAGCCAUAUUACAUUUGUCAGAAAAAAGCCUUUUUUCCAAAAAAGAAACAAAGCCCAGUUUUGGAUUGCACUUUUGCAGGGGAAAGAAUAUGUACAUAACAAAUGAAUGUUGAUGAAAUUUAAUUGGUUAUGCCAUUUUUGUGUGGUGUUCCGUUUUUUGGUUGUGAUUUCUCUGUAUUAAAAUAAUAAAUCUCA